GAAUUUCAAGAAAUCUCUAUCAUUGCUGCAAAGCUGUGAAAAUCUUCUGAAGAUUUUGAGGAUUAGCACUGCCUUUGAGUUUGACUUGCUUUUUUGAAGCGGGUUUGUUGAAGUGGACAACUUUGUGAAGAGGGCUAAUGACUGAUUUAUCAAACUUGUAGAAAGUUGUGAGUGGAAAACUUUGCAGUCUCUCCAUCAUGCCACUCUCUGAGUUCUUGAAAAUGCUCAAGAAUGAAUCUGGGGAGCGGAAACCCACGUCGUCUUCUGCUGAUGAUCUAUCUCCUUUACCAGGGAGUGAUUUCUCUGAACUUGUGUGGGAAAAUGGUCAGAUUACUAUGCAAGGCCAGUCGAGUAAAGCUAAGAAGAGUGACAAUCUUUCUAGGAUGCGGGAGAAGUGUGUAGGGAAUGCCUCUAGCUCUAGGAUUGGGAAGCUAGAUUUAGCGGGUUCUGUUUUGGAUGAAAUGCCUCCCUCGGUGCCCUCUGGCGAAAUGGAUUUGAGCCAGGACGACGAGAUUGCUCCCUGGCUAAACUAUUCGCCUUCUAAUGGUCAGUCACAAGAGUAUGGCUCUCAACUCUUGCCAGAAAUAUCUGGAACGACUGCAAAUGAACCGUCUCCCCAUGAUGGUUUCCCGUUGAUUGGGGCUUCCAAGAGUGUUGUGAACUCGGGACAGAGAAAUGCAACGAAACUCGAUUGUUCUCCGAGGUUUGGACUGUUAGCCUCGUGGUCUUCUCAGCAAGCUAACCCCCUCGUAUCGGGAGUUUCAGAUAUCGGGAGCAGUAAUGGUAGUAUCAAUCUCGAUUCUAUAUUGAAAGAUUCAGUUCCACCCCAAGCUAAAAAUCAAGACACCGAAACUACUCGAACUUGCCCCCCUACUUUGUUAAACUUUUCUAAUUUCUCCAGACCCGUUGUGCUUGCCAGAGCUAAUCUUCAAAACACUUUAGAAGCAAAGGGAAAAAGGGAGAAAGAGAUCAAAGAAAAUGCCCAGAAUCCUGCUAAAACCGCGCUUAUUGAAGCAUGUAGCACCUCGAGAAAGGAAAGUGACCUUAAAAGUCAACCUAAUUUACGCACUAAAUUUGAACAGACCGAUGCUUCAAGAGAAGAUACUAAUGAUGCUGACAAGGUCCAUGGUAACAAAGCUGUCGAGCCCGGGGCUUGUUCUUCUGUAUGCUCGGGCAGUAGUGCGGAGAGAGCUUCAAAUGAUCAGUCCCACAGUUUAAAGAGACGAGCUCGAGAAAACGAGGAGUCUGGAUGCCCAAGUGAAGAUGCAGACGAAGAAUCAGCUGGUGCGAAAAAAGCAGCUCCUGCUAGAGGAGGAACAGGGCAAAAGAGAAGCCGAGCUGCAGAAGUGCACAAUCUAUCAGAAAGGCGACGAAGAGACAGGAUCAAUGAAAAGAUGCGGGCAUUGCAGGAACUUAUACCCAACUGUAAUAAGGCGGAUAAAGCUUCAAUGCUUGAUGAAGCUAUCGAAUAUUUGAAGACACUUCAACUUCAAGUGCAGGUAAGUCGAAUUACAGUGCAUUAUCCCAACUUGAUGCAGAUUAUGUCAAUGGGAGCGGGAUUGUGUAUGCCACAAAUGAUGUUCCCCGCAGGAAUGCAUCAUCACAUGCAUGCUCAAAUGCCACAUUUUCCUCAGAUGGGGUUAGGGAUAGGGAUGGGGAUGGGUUUUGGGAUGGGCUUGCCCGAGCUUAAUGGUGCCAGAUCCCCGGGAUGUCCCAUCUUUCCAAUGCCCGCUAUGCCAAGACCACAUUUCCAUUCCCCGUCAAUUUCUGGACCCAUUAACUUCCCAGGAAUGGCUACUGCAACGUCUAAUAUUCAGGCUUUCGGACAUCCUUGUCAAGGAGUUCCUAUGUCGGUCCCAAGAACACCAUUCGUCCCUUUGUCUCAGCAGCCUUCUGCAAGUUCAGCCCCGGGUUUGAAUGCCUCAAAGAUGAGAAUGGAUGGAGAAAGCGAGGAUCCAGUAAAGAUCAAGAACUUGCAGAUGACACAGAAUUCUGAUCCUAUACCUAGUCGGUUAAAGAAUCAGACCAGUCAGGUUCAAACAACAAGCGAUCAACAACCCAAUGCUAGCGAUAACCCAACUGUUAACCCGACAAACUCAACCAACGUGCCUGGCAGCAAGCAGCAGGUAUGUAACGUUACAAGAGAUGCUGAACGGAAGGAGCAGAAGCGAGCUGAGGCACCACGCAUUGUGAAUAGUAUACAAUAUAUUCGUCGGCAUCUAAUUGAAGAUGGCCUUUGCUGUGCUCAGAGAAACGAAAUAGCUUUCAUCAGAAAAGGCGAUAUCGCAGAGUGAUAGGUAAGUUAGCAUUUUACGACCACCAGUUAGCUAGAUGAUACUUUUAGGAUCGGAUCGGAUCGCCCAGAUUUUGACCAAAAUAGUUAAACUUGAUGUACACUUGAUUGGGAAUUGGCAUAGCAUCUAUAUAUACUAUACAUUUUCCUCCCCAGAAUUCCUGAUUGUUCAUGCAUAGCAUAUGAUCAGCUAAAUCUUUUAUUAA
Ipomoea nil (Japanese morning glory) is the source of this 2499-nucleotide messenger RNA. Its product is annotated as transcription factor PIF3-like. The record is from RefSeq and is a predicted model, not a curated record. Gene Ontology annotation, molecular function: protein dimerization activity; DNA-binding transcription factor activity. Gene Ontology annotation, biological process: regulation of DNA-templated transcription. The transcript is spliced from 9 exons. The coding region runs from base 198 to 2294 and encodes 698 amino acids. NCBI's taxonomy places the organism in Eukaryota, Viridiplantae, Streptophyta, Magnoliopsida, Solanales, Convolvulaceae.